AUGGACCUUGGAAAGUAUUUUUCAGGUUUCUUUACACAUUCUUUAACAAGAUCUGUAAAUGAAAACCAAGGUUCAUUUGAAGAUAGAGAAUCAUAUUUUUUGUUGGUUUUAAAAAGAAAUAAUGAUGGAGACAAAAUAUAUAAAGGACUGAAGGAAACCAAUGAGUUUAAUAUAUAUGAACUUAAUGAUUUAAAUAUUCCUAGAAACCUUAUUUAUUUAGUUAUUUCAUUGAGAUUUACUAACGAAAAAAUUUCGAUUAAAGCUGAAGAGUUACAACCAAACAGAAAUGAUAACUUAUUUUGGGGUGAUUGGCCACCUUCUUACUCUUGGGUUUUUUUUCUUGGAAAUAUUUUAUUUCAUGAAAUAAGUCAAUUUGAAUUCUGGGAAAAUGCUGUUAUUAAUGUCAUUGCGUUGCAUAAUGGGGAAUCAUUAUUUGAACUUUAUGAAAAAUCCACACGUGUUUUUAGUAUUAAUGGAAAUUUCCAAAAUAAAAAAAAAGAACCUUUAGAAACUCCUUUGGAAAGAAUUCAUGAAAAUGAACAAUACAGUUCCAUUCCGAGAUUAUUUAAUAUUUUAUGUGAAUGGUGUGACUACUUUGGUCCAAAUAUAAUGACCAUUUUCUGGCUAAUAUUGGUGUUUUUUAUUAUUUCAAUGGUAAUUUUCUGUAUUAAUACUGUUUCUAUAUUUUUUUAUUUUAUAUUAACCGAUUUGUUGAAUUACAAAUAUUCGUUUUUUAACUUUCCUUAUUAUUCCAAAAAAAUUACUCCAUAUUUGAUAUUAAUGAUUCCCAUAAUUACAAGUAUUGGUCUUAUUUUCCUAAAGAGCAUAUUGGAUGAUUUUCCUUUGCCAAAACACAGACAAGAAGAUUUAAUAUAUUUUUCCAAUAAUAAAUGGAGAAAUCCUAUUAAGAAACCGGAAGAUUACUUAAAUUUGUUUUAUAAUAUGGCUAUUCCGAUUUUGAUUAUUUCAAUAUACAUGCCAUUAAGUAAUAAAAUUGAAAUACUAAAAAACGAGUUUUUUAAAUUUAUGAUACAUUUUGUUCUUUCAUUAAUUAUUUUCCAAAUAAUUAAUAACAUUAAUAUAAAUAUUGAUGUAUCUUGUGAGACAUACGACACUUUCUGGUCAUUUAAGUUACCUUUAAUAAUAAAAAAUGUGAUUUUUUUCUUUUAUUGGACAAUAAUUAAACAAAUAUUAACAUAUUUCUAUUGCAAUUCAAUUGACUAUUUUCCUUUUACAAUUGGAUUAACUAUACUAACGAAAAAUUUAUUUUCAGUAAUCAAUUCAAUGCCAUAUUCCAAAAAUUGCAUUGGUUUCAAAUUGGGGCCUAAAGAAGAAAUGAAAAGACUUCCAUUAGGUGAUUAUGUUACAUACGACAAUGAUUUAGUUCUUAAUCAACCAACUUCAAGAUCCAGUCACUUUUGGAAUAACUUUCUUUUUAUAAAGAAUAAAUAUACUCUAUAUGAAGAUAUGUGGCACUAUAAUUUAUUGAACAUGAUAAUACUCUCAAUUUGUACGGAAUAUCCAAUUAUUUCAUCAUUUAUAUUGAUGAUAAACAGUGGACUUACUAUAACUUUACUCUUUUCAAAGAUUUUGACCGAUUCGACAAGACCAUGGCUUUUAAAUAUUACUUUAUCUCAUCAACUUUGGAAAUUUAUUAUUGAUUCUAGUAUAUUAUUUUCAAUUUCAUGUUUCUCAUCAACUCCAACUAGUUCAAAUUUCAAAACUUAUUUGUUUAUUGUUACAUUUGUAUUGAAUUAUGUUAAUAUUAAUUCAACAAAAUCAGGGAAUAUGAUUUAUUUUAGCGAAAACUUAGUUUUCUACAUAUUUAAACUUGUUCCUCUAUUCAAGUAUACGAGACAGGCAAUUGAAAAGAACAAAAUGUCUUUGAACAAGGCAAUAAACAAGGUAUUAAGAAUGAGAAAUCCUCAAAUAAUAAACAAUCAUGAUGAUGAUAAUUUAAAUCUUACAUUAAAUAAAUUAAGAGAAAAUGGAUAUUCUAAUGUGAGAAAAAUUGAGAUUAAAUCUCCUAUAAAGGAAUUAUUAGAAAAAUUUGAAGGUUAUUGGGUUCUUUUGAGAUCAAAUUCUGACUCACUUCAAGAAAUAAACGCAGCACUGGGUGUCUCAUGGUUUAUCAGAAGAGCAGUUGAUAAACUCAACCCAAUUGUACAUUACGAUGUUGACACAAUAAGAGGAAUAGUUUCAAUAUCAACAACAUUAAUAAUGGGAUUAAAUAAUAGAACAACAUUAAUAAUUAAUAAAACGAAAAACUUGGGUAAGAAUAGUCUUGAAGAAAUAGAAAACCAUAGGAUUGAAGAAUUUAAGAUGGAAGAAGAAAAUAGUGAUAAUUUAUCAUUACCUCAUGAUGAUGGGGGAUUUUAUAAACAAUAUUCGAAUAAAAGAAAGAAGUCAUUUGAAAAGUAUAUAGUUUUUGAUCAACCAAAUACAACUCUUGAAUGGAGUGAAGAUAAAACAAACAUCAUUUUGGAAACUAGACAAAAUAGAGAAGAUUUUAAAAUGAUUGAGACAAGAAGUAUAGUUCCUUCUUAUAAACUCCCAUUUAAGAUUAAAGGUAACGAUGGGAAAAUUAUUGAGAAUAGACGACAAGAUAUUUUAUGCUAUAAAAUUAUUCUUAAGGGUGGGAAAAGGAAUUUUGGUAAUAAAAAUAAUUUGCUUGUAUGUUGUAGAUACUUUAUAAAGACCGAAAUGAUAAAGUCUAAGGAUUCUGAAUUGAAUUCUAAGCAAAGUAAUGAAUCAAAAACAAAAUCUAGCCGAUCGAAGAGUUUGACUUCAGUGAAUACAUUAAAUGAAAUUCAAUCAAUAGAAAGUGUUAAACCAACCUUUAUUGGAGAGUUAAAUGAUUUUCCUCUAACAAUACAACAAUUAAUACAAGAUGAAGAUAGCAUACUAAAAAUUGUUACCGAUAAAAGAACAGAACUUUUAGAAUAUACUCGAAAGCUAGUGUCUGAAAUUGAUAAUGGAACACAGAAAUGGUCACUUGAGAGAAAUUCAAAUGGAAUGAGAGUGUAUAAGAGAGAAAUUGAUGGACAGCCAUUUAUGAGUUGUGGAAUCACUUCAAUAUUACUGAACUGUGGUGUUCAACAGUUCAAAAUAUCCUCUAGUAAUGAAAUUGAAAAUUCAAAUAAAUUAUGUUCAAUUAAAGAUAUUGUAGAUUAUGUUUGGGAUUCUAAUAAUAAGAUGUAUUAUGAUCCCAUGGUUGAAAAGUCUGAUCCAAUCUAUUAUUUUAGAAAUGACGAAAACAUUUGCAUAUUCUACCAAGCAUUUAAGGGACAAUGGGGUGUCUCAGGAAGAGAUUUUGUUGUGAUAUGUUAUAGAUUUAAACCAGACGCAAACGAAUCAAAUAAUUUAGAUGAGUCACAAUAUGAAUAUAUUCUCACUCAAUCUAUUGAGUGGCCAAUAAUAAACUCAUCAUAUGUAAGAGCUAAAAAUUACUUUGCAACAUAUGUUUUUCGUCCAGAAGGGGAAAACAAAGUACAAACCUUAUAUUUCAAUCAAGUUGAUUUACACACCGAUAUAUCUGCAUGGAUAAUAAAAAGAGUAAUUUUGGAUCAAAUGAAUUCGCUAACUAUGCUUAGAGAUGUACUACAAAAAAAAUAG
Messenger RNA from Cryptosporidium ubiquitum, 3615 nucleotides. RefSeq lists its product as uncharacterized. NCBI's taxonomy places the organism in Eukaryota, Apicomplexa, Conoidasida, Eucoccidiorida, Cryptosporidiidae. Gene Ontology annotation, molecular function: lipid binding. Bases 1 to 3615 code for a protein of 1204 amino acids. The record is from RefSeq and is a predicted model, not a curated record. The transcript has a single exon.